Caenorhabditis angaria is the source of this 7650-nucleotide messenger RNA. The record is from the annotation of a GenBank genome assembly. Lineage: Eukaryota; Metazoa; Nematoda; Chromadorea; Rhabditida; Rhabditidae.
AUGUCAGACGCACCAUCAAAAAAUGCUGGAAAACGUGCACGAGUUUUCGACCUCAACGAAAUGAUGAAACAAACUUUGCAAAACGCUCCAAAAUCCGCCGAACUUCCAAGCUCAUCAACAAACUUCCCUUCACACUCGGAAAACUCAUCUUCCGCAGUUUCUGAAGCCGACGAUGACGACGACGAUUUUAUGCCAUUGCUUCCACCAAACUUCGGGCAGAAAAAAGAGGAGCCAAGUAGCAGCAAAGACGUGGAAGAGGAUGAUGAGGAAGGGGAUAGUGAUUUCGAUGAAUCGGAAGCGGUUUCAACGAUAAAAUUGAUUCCGGCAGCUUGCGAGGCAAAAAUCACGCAUGGCACACAAGGAAUCAGCGCGAUGCGAGUUGAACCAGCAGGAGUUCGAUUUGCCACAGGCGGUCUAGAUUAUUAUGUAAAAUUAUUCGAUUUUCAAAAAAUGGACAUGUCAAUGAGAUGUGAUAAAGAACUCUUACCUGCUGAAAGUCACAUUAUCAAUUCAAUGGCGUUUUCACCAAAUGGUGAAACCUUAGUUGUAGCCAGUGGUGAAGCAGUUAUCAGAUUGCUUGGUGAGCGAUUUCAUUUUCAAAAUGUUAUAGUUUGAUUUUGUAUAUAAUUAUUUUUUAGAUCGUGCUGGAAAACAAUGGUCUGAAACUGUUCGUGGUGAUCAAUAUCUUGUCGAUCUUAACAUUACAAAAGGUCAUACCGCCACAGUUAAUUGCGUCGAAUUCAAUCCUUUGAACAAGAGCGAAUUCUUAUCUUGCAGUGAUGAUGGAUCUUUGCGAAUUUGGAGUUUGGAAGAUCAUAAAGUUAUAACAAAAUGUAUUAAUAAACAUCGAAAAGUUAUCAAAACUAAGGGAGCAAACGGAAAACGUGUUAGCCCACAAGUUUGCACAUAUUCCCCGGAUGGAAAAUGGAUUGCUGCAGGUUGUGAUGAUGGAAGUAUACAGGCUUGGAAAUACGGUUCGCAAUAUGUUAAUGUUAAUUAUCUUGUACGAAAUGCUCAUAAUGGAUCGAUCACUUCAAUUGCAUUUUCACCAGAUUCUCGAAGAAUUUUGUCGCGUGGCUUUGAUGAUACUUUGAAAAUGUGGAGCAUGGAUAAUAAUAAAAAUGCGAUUCUAGUCAAGACUGGAUUGGAAAACGGAUUCAAAUCGACAGAUUGUGGAUUUUCACCGCGAGCAGAGCUGGUGUUUACCGGAACUUCUUCACCAAAUCGCGAAACUCCGGGUUCUCUGAUGUUCUUCGAUCCACAAACAUUUGAUUUGGUUUAUAAAAUCGAUUAUCCUGGAGUUUCUUGUCAUCGAAUAACUUGGCAUCCGAGAUUAAAUCAAAUUUUAUGCGGGUUGAGUGAUGGAACUAUUCAUAUUUAUUACGAUCAAAGUAUUUCGUCGAGAGGAGUUAUGUCAUGUGUGACGAAGCCUUUGAAGAGAAAUCGAGCGGCUGAAGUGGUUCGCGAGGAUAUGGUUUUAUCACGUGAGUUCUUCAAUGUUCUUCUAAAUCGCCACGUCAUAACUCUUGUUUUUUCAGCUCUCAGUCUCGAAAUGUUCCAACCACGUGGUGAAGAAGGUGAAGAAAAAGAGGUCACAGCUUGGAGACUCAAAAAAUAUCUCCGAAUGCAAGAUAACAAAUUACGUCCCGAAUUCCGUAAACCAGCUGAUAUGCCAAUUAAUGGAAAAAGCGCAAAUGGUCGAGUUGCGGCAAGUGGUGGAAGUUUGCAUAGUUAUUUGGCGAAACAAAUUGGAACUGCGAGAAAUGCCGAAUUUUUGAGAGAUACUGAUGUUCGAGCUAGUAUUUUGAAACAUGCUAAAGAUGUGAGUUGGAUUUUUGAAACAAAAAUAAUGAAGCCAAAAAAGUGUGACCCUGAAGUUUUGAAUUUCCAAAAAAAGUAUUUUCCAAUUCCCACAACUUUUCAGAUUUCCAACCCCAAACUCCUUAAAAAUCCCAUUUUAUUUUCAAAAAUUAAUUCCAGGCCGAAGAAAAUCCGCUGUACAUCGACAAAGCCUAUCGAAAAACGCAACCCAAAAAAAUCUUCCAAGAAACCGCUGUCGAACCAGAAGAUCAAGAUGAAGAAGAACUUCAGCCGGUUUUCAAAAUGCCAAGAACAAAGUGAAAAAUCGGACUGGAAUUGCGAAUUUUCAAUCGAUAAUUUCUGUAUUUUUUACCCUAUAAAAUAGAGUUUUUUCUCAAGUUCAAAUCUAAAAAUAAUUCGAUUCUGUUUUCGUCAGAGAUUUUCAAAUAUUUAUUUUUUCGAGUCAAAACCGGUCCUUUUUGGAGUUCCCUUUCUGUUGAAAAAUUUGAUCAAAGACAAAAAAGUGCAUGUUUUUUCGACUUGUUUUUGUUUCAUAAUGUGAUGAUGUGAGAUAAUUGUAUGUUUUUUUCAAACAAAAUUUUGAACAAAAAAGUGCAUGAUGAUUUUUGUGAGACGGUUAAAAGGAGGUGAAAAAUUGUAGUUUGAGGUUUUUUUGGUAAUUGAAAAUUUUUAUUCAAUAUUUUGGCCGCCAGAAAAUCCACGUGGCAGUGAAAUUUUUUCAGAAAAGUUUGAAUCUGAAAUAUUUCCACGUCACAACAUCCUCUAACUCUAUUUUUCCCCGCCGAAAUUUUUUCAAAAACAAUAAUUUUUCUCACCAUAAUUACCUAGUUUUCUUCGAAUUGUCAAGCCUUUUUCUUUUAUAUUUUGCAAGAAAAAGUGUCUACAACUUUACCAAAAAAACACUCCAAAAUCCCAAAUAACAACAAUUAUUUUAUUUGCAAGCCUAAAAUUUCGUUAGUUACCAGCCGAAAAAACCAGUUUUUGUCUUUUCGCCGAAAAAUGAAAAUAUCAAAAAAUAAAAUUAUUACUGCGAAAAAAACUUCUAGAAAAAAUAUAUCAAAUUUCUUGUGGUCAACAAUGGAUUUUUUUGUUCCGAACUUUUUCAUGGAAGUUUUUUCGAAGCCUAUAAAAUUGUUUUUGAUUUUCCGAAAAUUUCAGUUUUUAUUUUUCGUCAGAAAAAAACAACUUAUUUAUUUACUGUCUAGAAAACUGGAAUUUUUCUGUUUUCAAAAUUUUGUUCGAAAAAAAGUUAGAGGUCAUUUGACCAUGAAAUUUUAGUAUUUUUCAAAUCAUCAAUUUUUUCUUGAUUUCAAAUUUACUGCCACAUUAUAGUCGUGAAUCGAAACAAUUCAAGUCAUUUUUUUUGAAAAAGAAUUAGGUGAUUAAAUUUUUUUGAAAGAAAAACUUGAGCACCAGACUAUAGUGAAGGUAUGUUAUUUUCGAGAUAAAAAAUUCUGAUGUUUGAUUUUCGAGAAUGAAAAAAAAAAUUUUUGGGCCCAGAAUCCACGUCGCAAAUUUUGAAUUUGUGGUAGAAAAGUUAUUUAUUCUUAGAAAAUUUUUAAAACUUCUAUUCCUCUUUGAAAAACAAAAACUGUAUUUUAUAUCUGAAAAAUUCAAUAAAAAUUUGAAUAUCAGGCAAAAGCCACGUGGAAAACUCGAUUUUUCAUGCUCAAAUUUCGAUUCCUAUAUAAGUUUGAAAUCCAGAACCUUUUUAUGUUAAUUUUAAACUUCACAUUAAUCAACUCAAAAUUUAUCUACAAAUUUUGUUCUCGUGAUUCACAAAAAUAAUGUUCUCUCUCGCUCUCCCCGAGAAAAAAUCGAACAAACAUUCCUAUCGAACCAGACUAGAGUGUGGCCAAAGUGUUUUCUUCCGAAAAAUAGUUUUUUUUUUCUGGUCAACAUAGACCACAUUUGAAAAAGAUGACAAUUUUCUCUAACUCCCUGAACAUUUGUGAAAAAAAUACCUUAAUAACAAAGUUGUUUUCUCGUAACUUCUCAUAUUUUCCCUAUUUUCCCAACAAAAAAUCCUAUAAAAAAUCACUGUGUAAAUUGACCUUGAUUGACCAAAAUUGUUGUUUUUUUUUUUCAAAUUUUGUUUUUUGUCUCAAAUUAAUCACUUAGUUAGUUAGUUAGUUGUUUUCCACGUGGAAAACAAGACAAACUGAUAAAUUAAGUUUCAAUGUUUUGUUCUAUUCUAACCUCCUAGACACUGCAAAAAAUCUUUGUUUAUCAUACACAAGUUUUCUAUCGUGAUAACAAUUAUUUUUAUUUUUCUAUGCUCAUUCAUUUCUACCCAAACUCUAGCCCUUCUCAAUUUUUUCAGCCAUGCCUUCCUACACCGAACUCGUCGAAACGCAACGCAAAUUUUUCCGUAGCGGAGAAACGAAAUCCGUCAAGUUUCGCAAACAACAACUUACAAAACUCAAAUUGUUUUUGGAGGAAAAUCGAGAGGCAUUGACUGAUGCGGUUUGGAAGGAUUUGAGAAGAAGACAUGAAUCGACUGAUUUGUUGGAAGUUUCGAUGUGUAUUUCGGAAAUUGAGUAUUUUUUGAAGAAUUUGGAUGAUUGGGCCAAAGCGACACAUGUGAGUUUAGAUUUUUAAAUAAAAACAUUUUCAAAAAAAAAUCUAAUAAAUUACCAUUAGAAAUUAAAUCUGAAUUUUCAGAAAAUUUCAGUUUAAAAACUGAAAUUUAGGAACCUCUUUUGUUGAACCUUGAAACUUUUGGAACAUUUUUACAAUCUUCAAAACAGAGUUCCGCACAAAAACAGUUGUUUUGAAACUCAAGCCGGGUAGUGUCAAAAUUUUGCUUCAAAACCGUUUCAAGCUCACAGUUUAAACAGAUUUUUGUCAUUAACACUCUUAACAAAAACGGGUUGGUAGAGUGUUCUGUAGAAACCCACUUAGGAUUUACCCUAUCCUGAACAAAACACAUUAGUUUGUUCUUUGAUUAUACCACAAACACUUUUCACAGUCUUCCAAAUAUCAGUUUCAAUCACAGUUGAGAUUUGAACAGUGCUUUGCUAUACUCGAGUAUCAAAAAGAGUGUUUCAUGCACAACAAAAUUAACACUGUUUCAAAAAUUUGUGCAUGAAACCGAGUAAUGACACUGUUUCGUAUUAUAAGAUUCAUGAAACAUCACAUUUUUUAAAAUGUUUUUUGUGAUGUUUUUCUCUGAUAUUUUCUGAAAUUGUGUUGAUUUUGCAUAUCCUAACAAUUUUUAAUCAUCAAAAGUAAGAAUAAAAAUGUGAUGUUUCAUGAAUCUUAUAAUACGAAACUGUGUCAUUACCCGGUUUCAUGCACAAAUUUUUGAAACAGUGUUAAUUUUGUUGUGCAUGAAACACUAAUUUGAUACUUGGGUUUCGAGUGCUUGUUGUUUCACACUUGACAUGCAUGAAACCUCACAAAAUUAAAGAGGGUUUGAAUGUUUUUUGUGCAAGUAUGUCAACAUUUUAGCUUCAAUCAGAGGUCAGCGUAAAUGUUCAGCUGAAAUAUGAACAACCGAAUUUGAAACACGUGUUCAAACCGCAAGUUUCAAUCUUAGAACGGCUGAAACUUGGAUGUCAAGCUUUGCUUUGAAGCAGCUUGACGGAACAAUUGUUUCAGUUCUGCUUCGGGGCGACACUCUGCUUCAAAACUUGCCCAUAAAUAUUCAAGGGCUAAGGCUCAAAUUUUUUCGUAAAAAUUUUUAUCAUCUCAAACUAUUGUCUAGUUUAUAAACAAUUUUUUUUUCAAAAAAAAUCUUCCGAUAACAAAAAUCAUCAGAACAAACUAUGCACAAAAAUUAUCAAUCGGCUCAAAAAAUCAAGUGUAACUCAUAAUUUUGCAGGUCGAGAAAACCUUCGUCACCGCUCUCGACAAACCUGUCAUCGAAAAAGAUCCAAAAGGAGUUGUCCUGAUUGUUUCACCAUGGAACUAUCCAGUUUCAAUGAUUGUUCUUCCAUUAAUUCCAGCGUUGGCUGCAGGAAACACAGUAAUUGUUAAACCAUCAGAACUCUCUGAAAAUGUUGCGGCAACUUUCGAAAAACUUAUUCCAAAAUAUUUCGAACCAAAUUACAUCUCAAUUGUUACUGGAGCAAUUCCAGAAACAACUGAAUUGCUAAAAGAGAGAUUCGAUCAUAUUUUAUAUACUGGAUGCCCACCAGUCGCUAAAAUUAUUAUGGCCGCUGCGGCGAAACAUUUGACACCUGUGACUUUGGAACUCGGUGGAAAAUGUCCGGUUAUUGUUGAAAGUGAUGCAGAUAUCGAUUUAUCAGCGAAAAGAGUUGCUUGGGGAAAAUGGGUGAAUUGUGGACAAACUUGUUUGGCACCCGAUUAUGUUAUGGUUCAAAGUGAUGUUAAACCAAAGGUAAUUGGAAUUUGGAAAUGAAAAUUUAAAAAAAAACGUGGCCCAAAUUUCGAAAUUAUUACAAAACGUGAACUUUUCUUAUCAAAUACUAAAAUCCAUUUCCUGAUUUAUUUCUGUUUCAAAUGAACCCUCAAAAAUUUGCAGUUCAUCCAAUCGAUGACCAAAUAUUUGCGAGAAUUCUAUGGAGAUGAUGUGAAAGCCAGCAAAGACUAUGCCAGAAUCAUAAAUCAAAGACACUUCGAGUAAGAAACUCUCCCUCUAUUUAUUUAUUAGUCUCAAUUUUCAGUCGAAUUUCCAAACUUCUCGAUGAAACCAAAGGUGCACAAUUGAUUGGAGGAGAACGUGAUCGCGCUGAUCUCUUCAUCCCACCAACUGUUCUCGAUGUCGAGAAAACCGAUGUUUUCAUGCACGAUGAGAUCUUUGGACCAGUCUUGCCAAUUAUCACCGUCAAAAAUCUUUCGGAAGCCUUGGAAUUCAUUGCGGAUGGUGAAAAACCAUUGGCCGCUUAUAUUUUCACACGAAAUGAGGCGAAAGUUAAAAGAUUGGUGACUGAAACUAGCAGUGGUGGAAUCACUGUGAAUGAUGUUUUGAUGCAUAUGACUGUUGAUACUUUGCCAUUUGGUGGAGUUGGAGUUUCCGGAAUGGGAAGAUAUCGCGGAAAAUUCGGAUUCGAUACUUUCACACACGAAAAAGCUGUUUUGCAUAGAGGAUUCUUUGGUGAAUCGUUGUUGAGGUAUUUGAAAAUUAGGAUUCGAAAGCAAAAUAUAAUUUUGCAGCUCUCGCUAUCCACCAAUGAGUCAACAGAAAUUGGCACAAAUGAAACGCCUUACCGGAAAACGAGUUUCGCUUAACAUUUUGAACGUUGCAACUCUUCCAGUUGUAUUUGUUUCCGUUCUUUUCGGAAUGAUUGUUCAGGUAAUCCUAUCCCGCUUUUAAUUUUCAUUUAAGUAAUUUCAAACUCAGAAGAAGAAACCCAGCUAGCUUGCUUGAAUUAGUAACCAUUGAGACAUUUUUUUCCAGAAAUGUACUAACCAAAACCGUCAGGAAUAGUGCAAAAAUACGUGUAUGUUUGUCCACCCGCUUUUUCUUCCACCAAACUAUUAUUUACGAGCUUCCCUAUGUUUUUUCUAUUAUUUAGAAUCAGAUUUUCAUUUUAAAUUCCUAAUUCGUUUUCAGUAUCUCCUUCUCCUUCAUUGAUUUCGCCUCAAAAAACAAAAAAAACAAAAGAAAAAAAUAAAAGAUAACAUUUGGUAUACGGUAGUUGGUUGGUGUUUGCACACACUGUUGUGCGGUCAAUGUACACGGUCACGUAUUUUUGCACACUUUAAUAUUUUUCUUUUUUUCACCCUGGAAAACCCAUUUUAUGAUUUUGUUUGAAAGUAGUGUAACUUGUAAAUAGUAGUAGAUCUAACAGGGAAUCUGGGUUCAAUUUUUAAACUAGUCAACGCCCCGAUUUUCAGAAGUAUACUCGAGCUCUACAUUGA